Insectozyma verbasci is the source of this 1314-nucleotide messenger RNA. Lineage: Eukaryota; Fungi; Ascomycota; Pichiomycetes; Serinales; Debaryomycetaceae. The record is from the annotation of a GenBank genome assembly.
AUGUCUUUACCAUCGCGAUAUGCCAAUGAAGGUUUAUCAAAACAAGAUCAAUCAAGAGUUAUAACUAGUGGUAUAAAACGUAAUAAACCAAUUGAAUAUAAACUAAAAAGUAUAAAUGAAAAAGUUCAGGACCAAGUUGAUUAUGAUAUUGCCAUGCUGCCAAUUGAUGAUUUAGAAACAGAUAUAAUUGCAUCAUUUGUAGAUUAUACAAGAAAUAAACAAAAUAUAAUACAUUCAAAUUAUGAUGAAAUGAUAAUUGAACAACAACUGGAGAUAAUCCUCGAUGGGAAUGUAAGUUUAUUAAUUAUUGAUACAAAUUUCAUAUUAAGUCAAUUGAAUAUAUUAGAUGAUAUAAAUAAAUUAGCAAAUCAAUAUAAUUUAAAGGUUGUGAUUCCAUUAUAUGUGAUUAAAGAAUUAGAUGGGUUAAAAUCUUCCAAAUUUAAAACAGAUAGAGAUGCAGAAUUAUCUUCUAAUUCAGUAUCGCAUUUGGCAAGGUGGGCCAAUGAUUGGAUUUAUUCUAAUCUUGCUUCUUCUUCAGAAACAAUCAAAAUUCAAAAAAUGUCACAACGACUACAAUCUGAUUUAGUCAAAGAUCAAGCUAUACUUGAUUGUUGUUUAUAUUUCAAACAAAAAUUUCCACAAUAUUUAACUAUUUUAUUAUCAAAUGAUAAAAAUCUAUGUUCCUUGGCUUUAUCUAAUGAUAUAUUAACAGUGAGUUUUAAUAAUGAAAUGACGGGUGAAGGUAUAUCAAAAACAAUACAUGAGGAGAAUUUAAGAAGAUUUGGUAAACUUGAACCAAAAGUAAUUCAAUCAAUUAAAGAAGAGAGAGUGAAAUCAAAAAAUACUAUUAAUCCAUCAGACGAAUGGAUAAAAGAGACUCAGAAAUUUAAUAUAAAUAGUGAAGAUGAUGCCAUAAAUACAAUUUAUACCGAAAUUCAAACUGUUUUAUUAGCUGCACUACAUCAUUGUAUGGAAAAAGAAUAUGGUGAAGAUUUAGACUUGAUUAGAGAGUAUGAUAAAGAACAAAUUAUAACUAUACUAGAUUGUUCAAACUUAAUUAUACGAUUUUGGUUUACUGUUUUUAAAGAAUAUUUUCAGGGACAUAACAAAAUAUUACCUUUUGGAGAAGAAGGUAAAAGAAAAGUUCCAAUUCAUGUUGAUCGUCCAAGAAAUUAUUUUGAAUUGAAAGAAUUUGUUAAAUUUUGGUCAACUAUUUUACAAAAUAUUUAUGAUGAAAUUAUGAAUGAAACUGAACAAGAAGCUUUAAAAUAUUUACAACAGAGAUGGGAAAAAAUGGCAAGCUUAUUAAUGUGA